Messenger RNA from Scaptodrosophila lebanonensis, 2822 nucleotides. Its product is annotated as polycystic kidney disease 2-like 1 protein. Bases 1 to 2745 code for a protein of 914 amino acids. Gene Ontology annotation, cellular component: membrane. Gene Ontology annotation, molecular function: calcium channel activity. The record is from RefSeq and is a predicted model, not a curated record. NCBI's taxonomy places the organism in Eukaryota, Metazoa, Arthropoda, Insecta, Diptera, Drosophilidae. Gene Ontology annotation, biological process: detection of mechanical stimulus. The transcript is spliced from 8 exons.
AUGAGCGAUCCAAAACCAAACCACCCGCCGCCCACAAAGGCGCGCAAGCCACGUUCUUCUGCAACUCCUGGACAUACACCGGUUGCAGAGUCUGCGCCUACACAGGCACGUGGGGAACGUACAUCUGCAGCGAGUGCAAGGGCUUCAACUCAACGGAUUGAAGGAUCCCGUGGGGACCCGCCACCUGCACAGGCGCAGUGGCAACGUUCACCUUCGGCUACUGGUGCUGGAACUCCAUCGCUUGUAAGACCCGCAACAGCGCAGGCAGGCUCGCAGCGUCCAUCUAUGGCAAGAACAUUAGAUCCACUACGGACGGAAGAGGCGCCGGCUUCUGAAGCUGAAAAGCCCAAAGGUACAAUAUUCGACAAGCCACCCGGAACCCCACGUCCUUCAACUCGUCCCACACCUCUGCCCACACCACGUCCCACGCCACCUGAUCCAACUUUCCAGCGACCCUCAACAUCGAAAGCCCAGCCGCUUACGUCUACCCCAAGGGGGUCGGGUGAACCUCCUACUGACCAAGGUAAAGCAAACCCAGAGACCACACCAAAGCCAAAGCGUCGAUUUCUGGGACGAAAGGAGAAAAAACCAAAGGACCAACCAGUAGCAGCUGUCGCUACCGGUGGCCCUGUACCUGUUGCCCCUCCGCCAAAGAAGAAAAUAAGGCGCCGACGAGGCAUGUACACCACAGAAGAGGAGGUGAAAGAGGCGCUCAUUGAGAUGGCAGUCUUCAUUAUUUUCCUCUUACUAACCGUUUUGGUGACUUUUUCGGUGCGCAAUUUGCGGAUGUACCAUUAUAAUGAUAUGAUGAGCAAACUGUUUUACCAACGGGAUAUUGUUAUUGUACCUUCAGUGACAGUAUCGCUUGUGAAUAUUAUUACCGUCCAGGACUGGUGGGACUAUUUGAUUUACAAUUUUUUCAUUACUCUGCAUGGCGAUACCCCCAUAAUAUAUGACCAUGACGAUGGCGGAGGAAAUGAGACAAGUACGGCAAACGGAACGGAAACAAAUUCGACAGAAGCUCCAGCUAGUACAAAUCGCACCAGGCUUGGUCGCGAUCUUCAAAAUGCUAGACCACUUAAAGCUGUCGGUGGUGGAGGUGGAGGUGGCGGUGGCGGUGGUGCCGGUGGUUCUGCCAUUCAUGGAAAUUUCACCUUGUUCCCAGCUAGGACGCCAAACUUAGUAGGGCGCAUGUUUCUAAAAGAGAGUCUGCUGCUAGGUCCACCGCGACUGCGCCAGAUACGGGUCAGAAAGGAUACUUGUGACGUCAAUGACGCAUUUAUACGGUAUUUCAAUACAUGCUAUGGAGCCUACUCCGACGGCAUAGAGCAGCGAACUAGUGAGCAUGGCGGUGUUCCAUAUAAGACGAUGAGCCAGCUGGAUGCCACUGCUGUAUGGGCGGAGCUUAAUUUCUAUCGCUCCGGUGGUUAUACAGUCGAUCUGACCUACGAUAGGGAUAAGAAUUUGGAAAUGAUGGAAGAGCUGAAGAGCAACCAUUGGAUCGAUCGAGGCUCGCGCCUGUGUCUCAUCGAGUUUAAUUUAUUUAAUGAAAACCUUAACCUUUUUCAAAGUCUUAAAUUCAUAGCAGAGAUGCCACCUUCAGGAGGCGUACUGCCACAGGAACAGAUACAAGCAGUCAAGCAAUUCUCGUUUUUCACCGAUGAAAGCCUCAUGAAUUUGGUCGUCUAUAUUUUCUGGUAUAUUAUGGUCGUAUACUAUACCAUAUAUGCAAUUAUAGAUCUGCGAAAAGUGGGCUGGAAAUAUUACUACAAGUCACUGCUUAAUUGGCUGGACACGUUUAUAAUAGUGUUCGCCUAUCUGGCGUUAAUCUACAACGUCUGGCACACGUUUAAAAUACACUCUAUUUUUCGCGAGGGAAGAAAAGGGAAAAGCGACUUUCAAAGCUUGGAUUCCUUAUUGUUUUGGAACGAGCUCUACGUUGAUUUGGUAGGCCUCCUGGCCUUUCUAGUAUGGGUCAAGAUCUUUAAGUUCAUCAGUUUCAAUAAGACCCUAGUUCAGUUCACCACAACCCUAAAGCGCUGCUCCAAAGAUCUGGCCGGAUUUAGUCUCAUGUUCGCCAUAGUCUUUCUGGCGUAUGCGCAGCUGGGCCUUCUACUCUUCGGCACGAAGCAUCCCGAUUUUCGAAACUUUAUUACCUCCAUAUUGACCAUGAUACGCAUGAUCUUGGGAGACUUUCAGUAUCAGCUCAUUGAAAAGGCCAAUUAUAUACUGGGACCCAUUUACUUCCUCACCUACAUAUUAAUAGUGUUCUUCAUACUUUUGAAUAUGUUUCUGGCCAUAAUUAUGGAGACCUACAACACGGUGAAAGGAGAGAUUAGUCCAGGGGAACUUAACUUGGGCUUAUACUUCUACAAAAUGAUUGGCCGUAUAUUGUACUAUAUAACGCAUUGCGGCCGGAAAAGCCGCGCUCCUCCUGCCAACCCAAAUUUGGAAGAGGGCGAAUUUAGGGAACAACCCAGAGUAGCAACCAAAACUCACGCACAGCUUCAGGCUGAACACAUGGCAGAGAUGCAAAACGAAGCAAGGGAAAUCACGUUUAGGCGACUGGGUGAUCGUAUAUCAAUGCUCGAGGAUAUUUUGGAGAAAUUGGUCACGAACAUGGAUGAGUUAAUAAAGCGAGCAGAAAAACAGCAAAAGAAAAGACUUAAGAAGGAGAAGCAGAUGGAGAAGCAGAUGGAGAAGGAAAAGGAGAAGAACAAGACCACAGAAAACGAAACAGUCUAGCCAGAAGUUCCCCCUUUUUUCUGAAACCCAGUCAAAAAAAGUCUAAAUAUAAUUAUUUAAAUUACCUAAAAGCGAAA